AAAAAUUGGGCUCUGAAACUUAGACCGACACUUGGUUUGAUUUGGGCCUUGGUCAAGAUUUUGUCACCUGUUUGGUCUGGUAAAGAGUUUAAUAGCCCAAAGUAAGAGCCCAUAAUAAUUGGGCCUACUUCAUGUACACGAUCUGAUCCGUCUCGUUUUACAUCUCCUUCUGCUUAGUUCGUUCCAGACCUUUCUUAGUUGGUUGAUCUUGGCGCUCAGGAAGUUUCUCGUCCCAACAGUCUCUUGAUUUGCUCAAGUUUAAUCCCCCGUUAACUGUCACUGUUUUUUCACUAGCCAUGGCAAAGCAUCACCCUGAUUUGAUCAUGUGCCGGAAACAACCAGGCAUCGCCAUUGGACGACUCUGUGAGAAAUGCGACGGCAAGUGCGUGGUUUGUGACUCUUACGUGCGUCCCUGUACUCUGGUGCGUAUCUGUGACGAAUGCAACUACGGUUCCUUCCAAGGCCGGUGUGUUAUCUGCGGAGGGGUUGGGAUCUCUGAUGCUUACUACUGCAAAGAGUGUACACAGCAGGAGAAAGACAGAGAUGGUUGUCCCAAGAUUGUUAACCUUGGGAGUGCCAAGACUGAUCUCUUCUAUGAGCGUAAGAAAUAUGGUUUCAAAAAACGAUGAUGAUAUGGGUGUUUCCCGAUUUGCACGAUCAUUUUGCUUGCUUGAAGUGUUUGGAUCUCUUAUGUUAUGUGUAAACUUGUAUGUUGCUUAUGUUCCAGAGAAUCUAAUGAUGUUGGAUACAAAACUAGAGAUUAUGCUUUUGUGCUUCUUGAUAAUCUAGGCUUGAGUGGUCUUUAUUAGACAUAUUUAUGUCAAAAUAGUCCCUUACAUUGUGC
Molecule: messenger RNA, 844 nt
Organism: Eruca vesicaria subsp. sativa (arugula)
Lineage: Eukaryota; Viridiplantae; Streptophyta; Magnoliopsida; Brassicales; Brassicaceae
Source: the annotation of a GenBank genome assembly